UCUCUGCUUCUGUGUUGGAGGUUGCCUCUUGUAAUGAACCUCAUUGACUUAUAAUUGACUAUCUGCGACUGCUCUUCUCUUUUGUUCACCUGGAAAUUCCUAGUGCAGUGUAUAAAUAAUUCAUGUUCCUUUGAAACAACAAAAACCUGCCGUUUUUACUGUUAUACAAUCUAAAGUCUGGCAGGCACUAUCGAUUACGUUCGCUGUGACGUACGUACGUUGUUUGACGAAGUCGGAAAUGAAUUGAAGCUUAGCGUUGGAGAUCAUCAAAAUAGUGAAAUGCUUUAGUUUUCAAAUCGUACAAUUCAGUAACAUAUAGCAGAUAUUCAGCUACACAGACUACCGAUUCCGUUAACGAUUGGUUAGUUACAUUGCUUCGAUCAAGAUGGAGGACACUGGCUCAGAGUCUGUGGCCUCACCACCUUCAGGUGCAGCAAAAUCAAAGUUGGACACGUUGUCCAAGGAUGACCUCAUCAAGUUUGCCAAGAAGCAGAUGGCUGCCAUCCAGAAGAUGAAGUCCAAAUGUGCAGAUUUGGAGAAGGAAGUUGACACCCUCAAGUCUCAGCCAACAGGCAAUUCAGACGACUCCGUCAUACAGGAGCUGACUGAGAGGAUGAGUGCCUUGCUGCUGGAGAAAGCUGAGACCCAGCAGAGUGCAGUGUUACUGCGGAAGGAGAAUGAGAAGGCCAAGCAGCGGGAACAGGAUGCAAUAAGAAAACUGGCCACCCUGCAGGGAGAGUUGAACCAGGCCAAGGAAGACCAGCAGAAAAAGAUGGCCACUUUUGAGAAGACCAUGCACGUAUCCCAGGCCAAACAUAAAGAAGAAGUCGAAUUCUUUCAGAGGCUUCUGAGAGAGAAAGACGAGCGUGACAGAGAGAAAGAAAAGCAUAGGGAAAGAGAAAAGGAAGAUACAAACGACAGUGUAGAAGCUGUUAGUCACAGCCUGAAGUUGCAGAUCCUGAGUCUGCAGACGGAGCUAGCUGCAGCGGUGGAGCGAAGCGCCCAGGAGGCUGCAGCGCUGCAGGAGGACCACCAGAGGGCGCAGACAGAGGCCCAGCAGGAAGUAGAGAACAUACGAGAGGAGUUGGCCCAGCAUAGCAUGCAACAUGAAGAGGAGCUGAGAGCUCUGGAGGAGGACUUUGAGAUGGAGAGAGAGAGACUGCUACUUCUCCAAGAGGAGCUCAGUGAGCAGCUCGCUCUCAAAGACAGCUUCCUGCAGGAUGUGCAGGAGGAAGAGGAGGAGCCUAGCGGCCGCAGCUCAGGAAUAGCCAGGAUGUUGGAGCUGUCUGGUUUAAGUCAGAUUGAUGCCAGUGAUGGAGAGACGGAGACUGGACAGCUCCGAUCCGCCUUGGAGGACCUGCAAUCCCAGAAUACAAUGCUGCAAGACGAACUGACCUUCUUGGGCAAUGUGAAGACUCAACUGGAGGCGGAGCUUGAGAGGAUGAGGGAGGAGUUUCAGACAGAGAAGGAGGAGCUAGAAUUUAAGAUCGAUGAGUUGCUGAUGACCCGGGAGGGUGCGACCCCUGACCUGAAUAUGACCCCUUACCGAGACCCUCUGAGCCCGGCAACCCCCAAGUGUGACCUUCAGGAGGUUCCAGCCCUCACUCAUCUCCAGCAGAGUGGGCCACAGAGAGAACCAGCGUACAGCCUGCCUGCCAGCUCUGCUAGCCCCUCCAGCCCUUUCCCUGACACAGACCACCAGAGUUUGACCCUGGAAGAACAGCAGAGACUGAUCCUAGAGGUCCAGGAGCUGAGGAACCAGUGUGAGACCUUAGCUAGAGAGAAUACCCAGGCGGUGGGUGAAUGUGAGUCUCUAGCCAGAGAGAGGCGCCAGGCAGUGGAUGAAUGUGAAUACCUAGCCAGAGAGAGGGGCCAGGCGGUGGCUGAGUGCGAACACACCAGAGACAUCCUGAGAGGCCUGGAGACUGAGCUAGGUCAGAGGACUGGGGACUUCGUCAGACAAUAUGAAGCUAUGAAGGAACAGGGGGCGUCAGCGAUCCAGGAGCUACAGGAGAGAGUCAGAGGGCUAACUGAGGAGAGAGAGAGUCUGGUAGAGAAGUUGAGAGGGCUGAAUGAAGACAGAGACAGCCUGUUGGAGAAGAUCCAGGGCCUGGAGAAGAGGCUGGAGAGCUUCCUGGAGCAGACACAGGCAGCUGAGGGGCUGAAGGAGCAUCUGCAGACAUCUCUGGAGGAGAAGACAGAAUUAGCUCUCGAGUUUAAGACCUCUCUGGAGGAGAAGACUGUGUUAGCCUCUGAGCUAAAGGCCUCUCUUGAGGAGCAGACAGCGUUAACCCUUGAGCUAAAGGCUUCAGUGGAGGAUCUGAGCAGGCAGAACGGGGAGAUCCUCUCUCAGCUACAGAUGAAGGAGAGUGCUGUUCAGGAGUUGGAGGAUUCACUCAAUGUGGUGAGCACAGAGAGAGACCAAACACUGUCAGCACUGCAGGAGAUGGAGGUGGUGAGGCUGAGGGAGGUGGAGGGGAGGCAAGGCCAAAGAGAAAGGGUGGCUGAGCUACAGGCUUGUAUAGAGGAGCUGGAGAAGGAGAGGAGCCUGCUGAAGAGCAGCCUAGGGGAGGUGCAGGGGAGCCCAGGGGAGGAGGUGGAGGAGCUGCAGGCUUGUGUAGAGAAGCUUGAAAAGGAGAGGAACCUCCUGAAGUGUAAUCUGGGGGAGCUGGUGGGAGAUACUGAAGCUCUACAGAGAGACCUGGGAGAGAUGAAACUGGCCAAUGAGAAGAUGAGAACAGAGAACCAGGAACUAUUGGCCCAGGUCAGCAACACUACAGAGACACUGGCAGACAAAGAGAGGGAGCAGAAGGUGGGAGCAGAGACGGAGAGAGAGGAGGAAAAACAAGAGGAGAGGAGAGCGCUACAACAGCAGCUAACAGAAAAGGACAAAGUCAUAUCCCAGCUGAAGAGUGAGAUGGCUGUCCUUCAGUCUACAGCCUCCACUGUCUCAGAGAAGAACACAGAGUUCACUGAGAAAAUCGGUACGUUCCUAAUUACUACUGUAAUGGAGAACUUCAGAACAGGGAACUGGGAUACUAUGACCAGUAAACACAGAGGAGCAGUACUAACAGUGUCAUCAACUUCAAUCAAUGUGUGGUGUGUAUUCUGUUUUCAGGCUGAGCUGUCAUUUGUCACUACUGAGUUUGACAGCUAUAAGGUCAGAGUUCACAAUGUCCUCAAACAACAGAAGAACAAGAGUUCGGCACAGAGUGACGGACACGCCACCAAACAGGAAAGAGAGCAGAUGGAGUCCAUGGUGGACCAGUAUAAAGCCAAGCUGCAGGACAGUCAGCAGAGUCUGGCGGUGAGCACUGCAGAGUUCCAACAGCUCCAGAUGGAACACGACACACUGCUGGAACGACACAACAAGAUACUGCAGGAGACCGUCACUAAAGAGGCCGAACUCAGAGAGCGACUCCUGUCUCUCCAGGCGGAGAGUAUGUCGCUCAGGACAGAGCUUGCCCAGACGGUGGGUCAACUUACCUCCCAGGCCGACGCCCAACGCUCAGGGUUCCGGGAGCAGAUCCGCCACCUUCAGGAUGAACACAGAACUACAGUAGAGACCCUGCAGAACCAGAUGACCCGGCUGGAAAACCAACUAUUCACAUUGCAGAGCCAGACCGCUCCAGUCCAGACCAGUCGUAAGCCAGUGGUGGACCGCCGGACUGUGGACCAGGGGGCGAUGGGAGGGCUGGGCCUGGGCCUCAGUGACCUCCAGUCCAUGGCUAGAGAGGAGGGGGAGGGUAUGGAGACCACUGAGACAGAGUCCCUGUCCCCCCCACACACACCCCUACCCUCACUGGAGCAUCUACUCACCUCCCCAGACCCCAAACAGGAGCCGUUUGUGUGGCAGGUGGAGCCGACUAAAGAGGAGUUAAGUCAGAAGUUGGCCACAGCUACACGCAGUAUGGAACACAUGAACAGUCUACUGCAUGAGACCGAGGCUACCAACGCUGUUUUGAUGGAACAGGUCAACCUGUUGAAGUCUGAGGUGCGUCGUCUGGAGCGUAACCAUGAGAGGGAGAAGAGUGUAGCCAACCUGGAGUAUCUGAAGAAUGUCCUCCUGCAGUUCAUCUUCCUGCGGUCAGGCAGUGAGAGACGGGCUCUGCUCCCUGUCAUACACACCAUGUUAAAACUCAGCCCUGAGGAGAAGAAUAAACUGGCUGCUAUCGCAAUGGGUGAGGAGGAGGUGGGAGGAGCUAAAGGCUCAGGAUGGACCUCCUACCUUCACAGCUGGUCUGGCAUCAGAUAAAGACACAUCAACUACUGCCAUCUCACUACCUGCCUUCACUUUCAUCUGAUCAAUAUGUCUGAUCAACUGGAGUUAUUGAAAAGUCUUCAUAUAUUAUUGAUGAUCAUUAAUCUACUUGAAAUGAAGCAAGUGCUGACAGCAGCAAAACAAGCCAAUGCUCUUUUAACUGUUUAGUUACUGGACCGGUGAUGAUUCCUCAAUGCCUCACAUUCAAUACUUUGAUUGUUUUUUACGACUGAAUUUGUAGCUUGGUAAUAAUCCGCUCCAUGCAGCACCUAAGUUAAAAUGGUUAAUGAAGUGAACUAUGACUGUGAUAACACAUUUCACUUAAGAUCUAAUGUAGAGUGUUCAACCGACAAUUAUAACAAUUCACAGCUGUUUCGAUGUGUCAAUAUUACAUACCAAAGAAUGUUAUGUUAAUAUGUAGGUACGUAGUCUGUAAUUGGUCAAUGUGUGUAUAUGUAGUAAUUAUGUACUUGCUGUGAAAUUACAAUGUUAUUGCAAUGUGGGGCUGCUUUUUUCAAGUUAACGAAUCAUGCAGAAAGGGUACUGGAUAUCAAUGACUUGGCCUCUGCUCUGUAGUCCUAUGGUUGUGCUUCAUAUCACAUCAUCAUUUACAAACAGAUAUCUGCACUUGAAUUUACACAUUUGGUGGACUAGCACCAACUGUGACAUGAGGUAUAGGAGUCACAUUAGGCUCUCAUUUACUAUGACCAAGGCUGCGCCUGAAAUUGUACUCUUAUUUCCCAUAUAUUGCACUAUAUUGGGAUAAAGUGCCGGUUCAGAUUUGGCUCAUCUCUUACCCAGGGUUAUAUGCUAAUGUCAUUGUUCUGUGUUAUUCCUAAGGCAUAUUAAUGAAUGAGGCCAGAUGGGGACAAGUAAUACAUGGGAAUAACUGAAUGUACUCGUAAUGAAUAAUUGGAUAUUUAAACUGGGAAAGUAUAUUGUUAGGCUAUAAAAUAUGAAUGAUUAGUGAUGUUGUAAACUGGUGAGGGUUUCCAGUCCUCACAGUUUGGUUGAAGUUGAUAUCCUCUCUGGGUUAAGACAUGAUUUAGAAAAGGACAAAUAAGUCAAAGUUAAGCAUACAUUUUAGGUCAACCAUUUUAUAUAAAAAGGAGACCUGCAAUCAGUAGCAAAACCACCAUUCUUUUUCCUUAGGGAUUAUUUAACUGAAUAAACAUGACAAUUAAUAUAUAUACUUUUUUUUAAUGAUGAUUUUUUACUUUCUUGGCCUGCCGUUACUCUUGUUCAACUAAAACUGUAAUGUCUCAUCUCAACUUUUUAAGUCACCCCAAUUAAAUGAUUUUGAGGUAAAUUGA
This is a messenger RNA of Salvelinus fontinalis (brook trout), 5574 nucleotides long. RefSeq names its product GRIP and coiled-coil domain-containing protein 2-like. Gene Ontology annotation, cellular component: Golgi apparatus. Lineage: Eukaryota; Metazoa; Chordata; Actinopteri; Salmoniformes; Salmonidae. The record is from RefSeq and is a predicted model, not a curated record. Bases 386 to 4255 code for a protein of 1289 amino acids. Gene Ontology annotation, biological process: late endosome to Golgi transport. The transcript has 16 exons.